This is a messenger RNA of Cottoperca gobio, 1963 nucleotides long. It is a transcript of the gene mars2, whose product is annotated as methionyl-tRNA synthetase 2, mitochondrial. Gene Ontology annotation, biological process: methionyl-tRNA aminoacylation. The transcript is spliced from 4 exons. Gene Ontology annotation, molecular function: ATP binding; methionine-tRNA ligase activity. The record is from RefSeq and is a predicted model, not a curated record. The coding region runs from base 16 to 1899 and encodes 627 amino acids. Lineage: Eukaryota; Metazoa; Chordata; Actinopteri; Perciformes; Bovichtidae.
GAAGCUGUGAAGAAAAUGUCCAAGCAGACAGAUGCCUCUAUAUCAGUGGGAACAGAGAGCAACAGCAGACCCUGUGGCGGAUGUGACAAGGUUGCGGUAAAGAACAGAUAUGCUGAUUGUGGGCAAGAAAGCUGUAAGGCUUUUCACAGACUGCCGCAAAGCCCAUUUCUCUCUCCAAGUUCAGCUCUAUACAGACACCAGAGGAGCGCUGCGUCGAGAUGCACGAGCACCCUUUCCUGCAAAGACGACAGGAGUUACUACAUAACCACUCCCAUCUUCUAUGUCAAUGCUUCUCCUCAUUUAGGACACUUGUAUUCAGCUGUGAUAGCUGACUGCUUACACAGGUAUAAGCUGCUCCAGGGCUUCAACUCAAAGUUUGGAACAGGCACAGACGAACAUGGCUUGAAAAUCCAACAAGCUGCUGAAGCUGCAGGAAAAGAUCCCCUGAACUUCUGCACCGAUGUGUCUGAGAGAUUCAAACAUCUCUUCAACAGCUGCAACAUAUCGUAUACAGACUACAUAAGAACUACUGAGCAGAGACACCAUCAGGCUGUGAAGCAUUUCUGGUCCGUGCUCUGGAACAAAGGGCUCAUCUACAAGGGGAGUUAUGAAGGCUGGUACUCAACCCAAGAUGAAAGCUUCCUCACGUCGUUGCAGGUGGGCGAUGCUCUGGACUCAUCAGGGAAGGAGAUCAAGGUAUCGCUGGAGAGUGGCCACAAGGUGGAGUGGAUGAAAGAGGAGAACUACAUGUUCCGUCUCUCUGCGUUUCGGUCUCAGCUCCUCGACUGGCUCAGAGGAAAUCCCAGGGCCAUACAGCCUGAGCUUUUCUCCCAGAUUGUCCAACAGGUUCUGCAGGAGGACCUUGCUGACCUCUCAGUCUCCCGCCAGAGAAGUCGCCUUCAGUGGGGCAUUCCUGUCCCGGGUGAUGCUGAACAAACCAUCUAUGUGUGGCUGGAUGCUCUAGUGAACUACCUCACAGUAGCUGGCUAUCCAGAUAAACACGACCAAUGGUGGAACGUGGCCCACCACAUUGUCGGAAAGGACAUCUUAAAAUUUCAUGCCAUCUACUGGCCAGCUUUCCUUCUCGGGGCUGGACUGCCGCUGCCACAGACGAUAUAUGUGCACUCACACUGGACAUCAGGAGGAAAGAAGAUGUCUAAAAGUGUGGGUAAUGUGGUGGAUCCUGUUGAAUGCUCACAGAAGUUCACAAUUGAUGGUAUAAGGUACUUUCUUCUGCGUCAGUGUAUCCCAGAGUCAGACUCUGAUUACACAGACGACAAAGUUAGGAAGCUGCUCAACGCAGAGCUCGCUGACACUCUGGGUGGUCUUCUGAACCGCUGCACAGCUCCAGCUCUUAACCCAGCUCAGGUCUACCCCGCCUUCUGCCCACAGUCCUUCCCAUAUGAACAGGGAGGCAGGGCUGUGGUGGAAGACUAUCACAUGUUGGAUUCUGUGAAAAACCUCCCUGCUGUGGUGGAGCAGCACUAUGAGAGCAUGCAUGUAUACAAAGCUCUGGAGGCCAUCAUCGCCUGUGUGAGGAAGACCAAUGGGUUUGUUCAACGCCAUGCUCCUUGGAAGCUAGAUAGGAGGGACAGUGAAGACCAGCGUUGGCUCGACACGAUCCUCCAUGUCUCCUUUGAAUGUCUGAGGAUUUAUGGCACACUUCUCCAGCCAAUAGUGCCAGGGAUUUCUAACAUCCUGCUGUCCAGACUCGGGGUGCAACCAGGCGAGAGGAGCUUGGCAGAUGUGAACUUCCUGCCGAGGCAUCAGGGAAUGGACUGUCCCUUUGAAGGGAGAGCGCUAGGAUCUGACUCUGGAGUGCUUUUUACUCGCUUGGAAAAUCCAAAUUUAGAUAAACAAAGCCCUAAGAAAACAAAAAAGGCUGACAAAUUGAAAUGAGGAAUGGUUUUGUUUCUUGUAAGGAUUCAAUCAAUAAAGAAAUAAAACGACUGUUUUCACCUAA